AUGCUUCUCAAGACCUUCCUUCCCUUCCUCGCCCUCGCUUCCUUCGUCGCCGCCCAGGACCCCAACGCCGGUGGUGACCAGGGUGCCGUUGAGGGCGGUGACCAGGGCGGUGGUGAGGGUGACACCGGAGGCGACACCGGAGGCGACACUGGCGGCGACACUGGUGGUGACACCGGAGGUGACAUGGGCGGUGACACCGGCGAGGACACUGGUGCCGAGCCGUCCCCGAGCCCUAGCCCCUCAGAGGGUGGUGAGGAGGCUGGUCCUACGCCGGCGCCCGAGGGCGACACUGGCGGUGACCCCAACGCUGGUGCCGAAGCUGGUGUUUCCCCCAGCGCUCCCGGAGGCGAUGCCGUCCUCAAGCCCGGCCAGCUUGUUAGCAUUCAGUGGGGCGACGUAAGCGGAGACUGGACCAACAUGACCAUCGCCCUCAUGACCGGAACUCAGGAGGAGCCGAAUGUCGCUACUGUCGUCACUGAGGGCGUCGACGCUACCGCGCAGACCUCGUUCACGUACAACAUGCCGGACGUCUACCCGUACUCGAAGGUUUGGUUCUUCCAGUUCUCGAACAACGGAGCCGACAGCUGGCCGCGAGCCUUCACCCCCCGCUUCACUGUCCAGGGCCCGAACGGCGAGCAGAUCGACCCUCCUCUGACUGAGACCAUUUCCGGUUCGGCCAUCGGAUACGCUCAGAACGGUUACACCAAGGGCGCCAACGGCGCCACCUCGGCCGUCUCUGUUACCGGCGGCAAGCCGAUCGCGACUGGACAGGCGGGCAACGGCGUCACGAUCUACACUGCUGGAAUCAACACCGGAACCGACCUCCCGGACGGAAUCACCGUCACUGGCAUCAAGGCCGCGACCGACCACUCCGUCGACCCUUCGAGCGGCAAGCGCAACCUCCCCGCGCUCGGUAUGCUCGGCGCCGCCGCCCUUGGCGCCGCCUACGUUAUGGCCUAA
Trichosporon asahii var. asahii CBS 2479 is the source of this 960-nucleotide messenger RNA. RefSeq lists its product as uncharacterized. The coding region runs from base 1 to 960 and encodes 319 amino acids. The record is from RefSeq and is a predicted model, not a curated record. The transcript has a single exon. Lineage: Eukaryota; Fungi; Basidiomycota; Tremellomycetes; Trichosporonales; Trichosporonaceae.